UAAAUUCCAAAAGGUGGGGGAAAUCCCAAAUGAAGGUUUAAAUUGAGUGUUCAUCAGUGAAGUCCAACCAAAGCUCUUCAGAACUAUUUCUGUGUGGAUUACCACUCUCUUAACAACACUUAAAUACUUUAUGAGAUACUGGAGCACUUCCAAAGAUCCAAAGAUGACUUGCAUUAAAAUCUACUCUUUGAGUUUCCUCAUACUCAUCGCUUUUGUUGUGGAGACAGAUGCAGUGAGUUGCUGUCUUCGUUACACGAAACACCCUCGACGCUGUGGAAUUCUGAAAGGCUACAUUAUCCAAAACAUGACUGGCAGCUGUGAUCUUGCAGCAAUAAUCUUCCAAACUGAGAAAGGAAAAUCAAUCUGCGCUGACCCAGCACAACCUUGGACACAGAGGAGAGUUGCAUGCCUGAAGAUGAAGGCAGCAAGAGUGAAGACUAGCGGUUUUUAAUGUUUUAAGAACACCAAAAAGCAGAGGCUCUUCUGGAGAUAUUUUUUAUUAUUUUGGACUGUUUUACUCUUUAAUAAAGAGAACUUAUAUUCUUUAUAUUGGCAUCACUUAAAUGCACUUUCUUGUACAGAGUAUUUAUGGAGGGAAAAUACAAGGUAACUUUACUACACUGUGGAUUUUAGGCCUCUUGCAAUGCAAAAUAUUUUAUAGCCCUUUGUAUUAAGUUAACUCACUAAUUAAGUUCACAAUUUUUACUAAUUCAAAUACUAUUUAAAUGUCAUCUAUAAAGACUAAUAUAUGCAAAGGAAUUAUAUAUUUGAUGUAUUUUGGUCUUUAUUUGGUGGAAUGGCCCCUUUGGUUAGUCAGUGCUGCCCUCUACUGUUAAAGAUGUGCCAGUAUGACAGAGUAGGAAAUAUUUUUCCAUCUUUAUAAUAUAAUAAACAUUUUAUACAAUUGUAUAGAUAAAUUGUUUUUGUUUUCUGUUAUAUUUCACUUAUGUGUUUUUAAAUAAAGGUCACUAUUUCACUCAGCAUUUUUGUGAUGAACUACA
Molecule: messenger RNA, 1001 nt
Organism: Sinocyclocheilus anshuiensis
Lineage: Eukaryota; Metazoa; Chordata; Actinopteri; Cypriniformes; Cyprinidae
Gene: ccl20b
Product: chemokine (C-C motif) ligand 20b
Exons: 4
Coding region: 131-451 (106 amino acids)
Biological process (GO): immune response
Cellular component (GO): extracellular region
Molecular function (GO): chemokine activity
Source: RefSeq, a predicted model, not a curated record